AUGUCGCAAGCAACUUGGAGGCAGUUCUUCUCGUACAGCAAGUACACGCAGGUUGCUGCGCGUGCUGUGCGUCAGUCGCUCAAGGAAACUGAGCGCGCCGAUGCUGAGCGUCGCGCUUUCCAAGCACUUCGUUACCAGGAGUGGAAGAACGGAGAAGCCAGCGACCACAUUAGCCUUGCGCCGGCUCAAAGCAAGUAA
Molecule: messenger RNA, 198 nt
Organism: Malassezia restricta
Lineage: Eukaryota; Fungi; Basidiomycota; Malasseziomycetes; Malasseziales; Malasseziaceae
Product: F-type H+-transporting ATPase subunit epsilon
Exons: 3
Coding region: 1-198 (65 amino acids)
Biological process (GO): proton motive force-driven ATP synthesis
Molecular function (GO): proton-transporting ATP synthase activity, rotational mechanism
Source: RefSeq, a predicted model, not a curated record